GUGGGCGUGGUCCUGAUAUGGAGACUUUGUUAAUUAAAAUAUAGUUCUGGCACUAGCACUCUGUUCUGCUAUUCUUUUUAAGAUGGCUUAUCAGUGGAAUGAUUUUCGUAGUGCUCCUGCUACCUACCUGCUGACAAGAAAGGGGAAUCUUGAAUCAUUGAUAGCAGCAAUGACACAGGUUAUUUGUUCUGAGCAGGAGAAAGAUGAGCAACUGAAGAUUCUCAUCCUUACAACAUGGCAAGAAACUGCCCAAGUUCUGUUUAAAGAGUCUAGCAGAUUGGAGUCAGUGAUUUCAGCUCUGAAUGAGGCAUUUAGGCAGCAGCGAAGCACAGCUGGUGCAUUCUUUCUCUCACAGAUCUUGUGUACCAUCACAUCUCUUUUGAUUCAAAUGGAGGAGUUGUUGACAGAACACCAAGUGUACCUUGUGGAUUUCAUUGUUUUCUUGUUUGAAAUCGUUGAAAAGGUUAAGUCAGAGUCGAACCUUCUGCUCAAGUCAAUGGCAUGUGACUGCCUUACUGAGUUAGAGAUGUCAUAUCCAGGCUUGCUUGCAUCUAAAGUUGGCCAUUUCUACGGUAUGAGUCAAGCUGAGAACUCGUAUGUACAUCAGCACUACACUAUGCUCUUCACAACUGUGCUGAAUAAUGCUGUGCAGCUAUUUAUCCUGCAACAGCAUGGGAACAGCAUUCAAGCUCAAGACAAUCUUGUUGAUCUCCUCUCUCACUCAGACCCUCUCAGGUCAUUCAAGCUUCCAGAAACUUUCAAGGAACAUGCUCAAACUAUCUUAACAAAGCCUGCAUUGAGCAGCUCACUGGUAGCAGAGAGAUUCAGUGAGGUCAAGAAAGGAGUGCUUUCUGUUAUAGACAACUCAUAUCUGCUCUCUCCACCAUGUCUAUCAAAUGUCGCACACAAGUUGAUCUCAAUUGUGGAUAGUUGCCGUUCCCUGUCUCCAAAGGUACUGAAGAGACUGCUCAGCCAUUCCUUUUCACAUGACAUACAACUUUUCCACUUAGUUCUCUCUUUGAGGGGAAAGUUUGGUGGAGAUAUAUGUGACAGUGGUGACAAUCAAGAUAUCCAUACAAGGCAGUUGAUUCAUGCUGGUCAGCCACGAUUGUCUGACGAACAGAGAGCUCUUGUGUGGGGCUGGCUACUGGAGAGGCUGCGUACUGAGGGCGACGUAGGGAGAGAGAUAACUAGUCCUGUGGACGAGGGGCUGCUCUCAGUGGAGGAGGAUCUCAGCCAAAGGAUUGUGACCCCAACUGUGUUUGAUUCACUAGAUAUCUUCCUAUGCAAGUGUAAAGCACUGUUCAGAGAAGAUUACUACGCUAACAGUAUUCUUUGUAAGCCCAUUCGUCAGAUAGCCAGCAAUGUGCUGAAGAUGGUGCAGUACGACAUGGGUGGUCCACCUGCUGUGACCCUCUACAAAGUGCUGCUUGCCUACCUUCAAGUUGACUCCGAUCACAACUCCAGCAGAACAAAAGAAGUAGAAAAGCUUGUGUUGGACAUCACUUUAGCCCACCCUCAGCUUAUCCCUCACACUAUCGACUUCAUAGGUGCUGUGCACAAUUCUCAUCCAGACAGUUCCCUUCCUCUCAACGUUCUCUCAGAGAUAACUCAGUAUCUUGUCACAGUUGAGCUCUCCCAAAUCCUCAUAUAUCUCUAUCUCCACUUGUUGUUCAUCAGGCAUGCUGCAACCAACCCUCAGAUCAGUCCCAUUGUACUGGUCCAGCUACUACUGAGAAUUUUGAAGGAGAGCUCAAUUUGUGAGAGUGGUGUUUGGGACAUUGGCAACUUAAUUCUGGAUAUAUGCACCACACUGAUGCAGCUGCACCAAACUGAGCUUAUCUUCAAUGAUCUGUCAACCUUGCUGCAGCUCCUUGCUCAUCGAUACAAGGACUUGGACAUUCGUGACAGAUCUAGGUUUUAUCACCAGCUUCUUCUUACUGUGUCGGGAGAAAAGCUUUUCGCCAUCUUGUCUCUAGCAUCUGACACAGCCACUGGCUCAAGCUUAGCUGCCAUUGUUGAAGCCAGGAUAUCUGACAACGCCUUCCCCUCUGCCCCUACCGUCCGUGUGCUUAGGGCACUGGAGUCCAGCACUUUUCUGUCACUAUCCCGAGAGGAAGGGAAUGAGACAGUUAACCAUUACCAACCAGCAUCUGAGGGACAGGACUCAGAUUCCUCACUGCAAUGUGAGAGGGCAGGUUCAGGAGAGGAGACCACGAGGAAGUUUCCAAUCAAACUGCAAUACCGUGUACACUAUGAAAAAAAACCUAAAGAUAUUUCUCAGAGGAUAUUUGCUUUGGUUUUAAAGUUGAGCACUAAUGGACCUUACUACUCCUCCCCAGAUAUUUUCCUACCGUGUCUUUGUGCAAGCAACAGGGUUACUUCUGAGAGUUCAAAGAUGAUCACUCUGUCGUUCUAUCCUAAGCAACCAGUACCUGCUGAAUUCAAUAUCAAUGUGACAUUUAGCACUGAUGACGGUUUAUCUUAUUCUGUGGCACUGGAUCCCAUCAAACUAGAGUUUAGUGACCUCUUUCAACCAGUAUGCAUUCCUCCGUCAGUUUCAGCAAGCAAACUGUUCGAAUCACUGUGGACGGCUCUUGAAGCAUCAGAUCACAAAGGAACAAAGGACUCACAAGGGGUACUGUCGAUCCAGCAUCUUCCCAAAGACCAGAAUGAGUGGAGUUUCAACUGUGCACAGCUUCAUGCAUUUGAAAUUCACUGUGAACUCAACCAAGAUAGUCAUGUGCACAAGGUGAUGAUUUUCCUCCCUCCAUCCUUCUAUCUACUGCUACAGUUUCAAUUGCAUGAAGACAUGUCAAGCGUGUUCAUAGCAACGGACAGUUGGGAUGUUCUCCCUCUAGCUCAUAGAUUUCUACAGCAACUGGUUUCAAACUGAUGAAUACUUUUGUGUUUUGUUGUGCAGCUAAAUAAUAAUUUUCGUUAUGAAACACUUUAUUCCUCACGAUCAGAGCUGCAUAAUACA
Halichondria panicea is the source of this 2983-nucleotide messenger RNA. RefSeq names its product AP-5 complex subunit beta-1-like. NCBI's taxonomy places the organism in Eukaryota, Metazoa, Porifera, Demospongiae, Suberitida, Halichondriidae. Bases 83 to 2896 code for a protein of 937 amino acids. The transcript has 32 exons. Gene Ontology annotation, cellular component: AP-type membrane coat adaptor complex; lysosomal membrane. The record is from RefSeq and is a predicted model, not a curated record. Gene Ontology annotation, biological process: endosomal transport.